AUCUCAAACAAAAACAAAUCAAAAAUUGGAACAAAAAUUAAUCAAAUCCACAAAAAAUACAGAAAUGAGCGAAGCUUUCGAGUAUGCGAGUGAACAAGAGCUGCUUGACGAGUUCAAAAGUUACAUGAGAGAUCCCAAAAAUGUCGACAUUGCCACAGAUUAUUUGUACAAAUCUUUAUUAGACGAGACGAUUUUGGGAAUUGUCUUCGAAAUUCAUCACGAACACAAAACUGGAAUCAAGACCGCCGUCGAAGGCGAACUCGAAGACCAAAAAUACAAAUUGAUCGAUUUGCCGGAUGUGGAUGUCUUUGGGUCAUCAAAUGUCAAAAAAGCGAUCGAUUGUACGUGCCCCAACUGUGAUAGACUCGUAGCGGCAUCCCGUUUUGCGCCGCAUUUGGAAAAGUGCAUGGGCAUGGGACGAGCGACACGUGUUGCCAGUCGCCGAAUUGCCAGUUCGCGUGAAGGCAGCAACUUUUUCGGCAGUUCCAUUGCAAUUUCCGACGACGAGGAUGACGCCGAUUGGAGCAGCGAGAAGAAAAAGAAGAAAAUUUCGUCAAAAUACGAGCGGAAUGGCAGCAAGAAGAACGGAAAAAUUUAAUUUAAGAGAUUUUUCUUUAUUUUUUAAGUCUUAAAAACCUAAGGAACGGCUGUCGUUGAGCUCUCAUUUUAAGUAAAAAUAAUUAUUUUUUAAGAAAUUCACGGAAAAAUGU
Messenger RNA from Culicoides brevitarsis, 710 nucleotides. RefSeq names its product SAGA-associated factor 11 homolog (gene Sgf11). Gene Ontology annotation, biological process: regulation of transcription by RNA polymerase II; positive regulation of DNA-templated transcription. The transcript has 2 exons. Lineage: Eukaryota; Metazoa; Arthropoda; Insecta; Diptera; Ceratopogonidae. Gene Ontology annotation, cellular component: DUBm complex; SAGA complex. Bases 65 to 598 code for a protein of 177 amino acids. The record is from RefSeq and is a predicted model, not a curated record. Gene Ontology annotation, molecular function: transcription coactivator activity.